Leptosia nina is the source of this 1983-nucleotide messenger RNA. Lineage: Eukaryota; Metazoa; Arthropoda; Insecta; Lepidoptera; Pieridae. The record is from the annotation of a GenBank genome assembly.
AUGCAGGUUUCAGAAAUUGAUAAUGUUAAAAUAUACAAUCUUAGCGCUGGAAAGUCCUUACCUGAUUGGUUAACCGAGAAAAAAAAGCGAGCUCUUCUAAAGAAAAAUGUUGACCUUAGAAGGAGAUUAGAACUGAUUCAGGAAUUUGACAUGCCUGGUGUGAGCACAAGUAUAAGAGCUUCGAAAGAUGGGCAAUAUAUUAUGGCCACAGGAAUUUACAAACCAAGGAUUAAAUGUUAUGAUGUGAACAAUUUAUCUUUGAAGUUUGAGAGAUGCUUAGAUUCUGAAGUUGUGACAUUUCAAAUUUUAAGUGAAGAUUACAGUAAGAUUGUGUUUUUACAAUGUGACCGAUAUGUUGAGUUUCAUGUUGGACAUGGAAGGCACUACAGGCUUAGAGUUCCACAUUUUGGUAGAGAUAUGACCUAUCACCGACCCUCUUGUGAUCUUAUAGUUGUGGGUGCUUCAAGUCAAGUAUACAGGCUAAAUUUGGAAUUAGGACAAUUUCUAGCUCCAUAUGUGACUAAAGCAUCAGAAAUUAACUGUUGUUCUGUAAAUGAUGAGCAUGGCCUAUUAGUUUUUGGUACAGAAGGUGGCCAUGUGGAAGCAUGGGACCCCCGCACAAAGUCGCAGCAGGGUAUUCUUGACUGUGCUUUACAUUGUUCAGAUGCUGAUUAUAGAAACUCAAGUGUGCCUUCCAUAACAGCUGUAAAGUUUAACGGGGCUUUAGAACUGGGUGUUGGAACGUCAUCAGGUCAUGUGUUGCUGUAUGAUAUCAGAUCAAGCAAACCAUUAUUAGUGAAGGAUCACAUGAACGAAAUUCCCAUAAAAAAUAUAGAAUUUCACAAACAAAUGAACUAUGUAUAUUCCAUGGAUGCUAAUAUUGUUAAAAUAUGGGACAAAAGUACAGGCAAACAAUACACUAACAUUGAAUCAUCUGUAGACUUUAAUGACCUUUGUGUCAUUCCAAACACGGGAUUGUGCAUGAUGGCUGUUGAGGACCAAAAAAUGCAAAUAUAUUAUGUUCCAUCGCUAGGUCCUGCUCCCAAAUGGUGUGCCUUCUUAGACAAUUUAACCGAAGAAAUGGAGACUUCAGCUUCUCAAACUGUCUAUGAUGAUUAUAAGUUUGUCACCAAACAGGAGUUAGAGUCUUUGGGACUGGGCCAUCUUCUUGGAACCAACCUUUUAAGGGCAUAUAUGCAUGGAUAUUUCGUAGAUGUGCGAUUGUACAAGCGCGCCAAAUCAAUUGCGGAACCCUUCGCUUUUGAGGAAUACAAAAAACGGAAGAUCAGAGAAAAAAUCGAACAAGAGAGACCUUCAAGACUUAAAGUGGAUGACAAUUUGCCUAAAGUUAACCGUGAUCUCGCCUCUCGCUUACUUGAACAAGUUGAUAGACCAAAGAAGAAACAAGCCGGCAAUUUACUUCAAGAUGAUCGGUUUAAGGCCUUAUUCGAGAAUCCAGAUUUCGAAGUAGACAAGGAGGCAGAAGAGUACCGCUUGCUGAAUCCAGUGCUUGCCCGUUUGGAUAAGAACAAGGCGAAAUCAAACAGCGAGACCGAAAUCCAGGUACAAAACGACGACGACGAAGAAGAUUCCGAUCGUGAGCUAUACGAAUCCAGUGGCGACAGUUCAGAUGAAGACCGCACCUGGGUGAAAGAAGUCAAGAAACAACACAAAAUAAUUCGAAACAAAAAACAGGAAUCGGAAGACGAUGGUGCUAGCAAAGAGAAGGUUCCCGAAUUUAAUGUUGCGCCAAAGGCUUUUAAUAUAAAGAGCAUGAUGCAAGUGAGCAAGAAGAGUUUAGGGGAUCGACUUAACAAGGAAGGCACCAGUAUCGUUACUGGAUCCGGAGGGAACAAAGAGAUGAAGUUCAUCAUGAGAGGAAAGAAACCCUUCUCAGACAAUCAAAAGAAAAUGAAAAAACACCACGAAGAGAGAAAACAAAUCGUUAGACGAACAGGGUUUCUAAAAAGAAAGAAACGUUAA